AUGCAUACGUUCAUGGACGGCGGAGAUAAUGGAUUUGCAGCAGCAGUUUUUUUGCGCUUUGAAGAAGGUGACCAGGUAGAGUGCUCCUUGGUUAGCGCGAAGACCCGGGUAGCACCAUUGAAAUACCUGUCAACACCGAGAUGUGAGCUGCAAGGCGCAGUAUUAGGCGUGCGACUAGCGAACAGCAUAACUAAAUCGCUCACCAUUACCGUAUCAAAACGUUAUUUUUGGACCGAUUCCCGUAACUUGCAGUGUUGGUUGAACUCGGACCAUCGCCGCUACAGUCCAUAUGUAGGAUGUCGGAUAAGCGAAAUUCUAGAUAGUACGAACUUGCGUGACUGGCGUUACGUACCAUCGAAGAAAAAUGUAGCCGACGAUGGAACAAAAUGGGAGCGAAUACCCGAUGUAUCCACGGGCAGCAGAUGGUUUAUAGGACCCGAUUUUUUACGGAGAUCGGAGCAGGAGUGGCCACGAGCACCAUUUACUGUUGGAACAACUGAUCUUGAGCUUCGACCGCAUCUGCUUCUUCACUGUGAAGCUUUUGUACGAAUCAUACCAACCGGAAAAUACUCAAACUGGAAAAAAUUACAGAGAAUUACAGCUUUCGUCCUGCGCUUCAUUAGAAACCUUCGCAAAAAGAUCAAAGGGCAAUCUUAUACGACCGGUCCAUUGGAGCAGUUCGAGAUUGUGGAAGCAACCAAUCUACUUUAUCGCGAAGCACAGAUGGACUGUUAUUGCGAUGAAAUCGCACUUCUUCGUAAUCGUCAAACCGAUAUUAACGUGCUCCUACCAAAAGGCAGCCCUAUAUUCCGUGUAGCUCCAUACAUUGACGCAGCCGGUGUUCUACGAAGCAGAACCAGAAUUCAAGCUUGUGAUCAUGCCAAUCAGGAAACUAAAAACCCUGUUAUACUCCCACCAGCACAUCACACAACGCACCUUGUAAUGCAACACUAUCAUGAACAGAAGAACCACAUCAAUCACACAACUGUAAUCAACGAACUUCGCCUUCGUUAUUCUAUCUCUCGGCUUAACUCUACUUUUCGAAAGGUUCGAUCCAAUUGUCAUAAAUGUAAGAUUGAGAGAGCCAAGGUGAUUCCACUGGCUAUGGCCGAUUUACCCCACGCACGACUAGCCGCCUUCGCCAGACCAUUUUCCUACAUAGGGAUAGAUUAUUUUGGACCUAUGUUGGUAGUUGUCAGACGUCGAACUGAUAAACGCUGGGGUGUUCUAAUACCAUGCCUUACUACGCGAGCAAUACAUAUUGAAAUCGCGCACACAUUGAAUACAGGUUCCUGUAUCAUGGCAUUGCGCCGCUUUAUUUCAAGGCGUGGUAUCCCCAUUGACAUUUACAGCGAUAGAGGCACAAACUUCCAGGGUGCCUCUAAAGAAUUAUCCAUUCUGUUGGAGAGUGUCAACCAAGAACGGAUGUUAGAGGAAUUUGUCAACGAGAACACAACAUGGAAGUUUAUACCUCCUGGAUCUCCACACAUGGGUGCCGCGUGGGAAAGGCUGGUGCAAUCCGUGAAGCGUAAUCUGCAACAGUUGAAGUUACCAAGACUACCUAGUGAUGAAGUCCUUAACAGUGAAGUCUGGGAGCUGCUAAUUGUAUGA
Molecule: messenger RNA, 1611 nt
Organism: Toxorhynchites rutilus septentrionalis
Lineage: Eukaryota; Metazoa; Arthropoda; Insecta; Diptera; Culicidae
Exons: 1
Coding region: 1-1611 (536 amino acids)
Biological process (GO): DNA integration
Molecular function (GO): nucleic acid binding
Source: RefSeq, a predicted model, not a curated record